AUGCGAAAAAAUCCGUUGCUAUUGUAUCUAAUUCUCAUCAUUUUUGCUGAUGUUUCCAAUAGUCUAACACAAACUGAAUUGAAUGAAUUGUCGCGGAAAUUCAAAUAUUAUCAUGCGGCGGUUAGGCCGGCUUCACCCGAUAAUUUUGUCACCAAUCGAAAUGGCACGUUUUUCAAUGUGCCUGUUGAAAUGCAUAUUUUAGCUACGCGGAUUAUCAAUGUAAGUUUUUCUGUGUGAAUUUCAUAUUGUCCGUUUGGAAAUGAGAAUCAUCCCGCGAAAAAAUAAAUUUGAAUUUGAGAAAAUCUCUAAUUCCCCCCCUACCCCCGCGAUGCGUGUGCGUUGCGGUCGCUUUCCCAUACAAAACCCCCGUUGGCUGUUUGCCAGCGCACUCUCUCGCUGUCUGCGUCUCCUGCAGCAAAUUCAAAUUGAUUUUUUCGCGGGGUGAGUCUUAUUUCCAAACGGACAAUACCAAUAUCCUGAAAUAAUCUUCUUUCCAGCGUUCCCUUUACGUUGAAUGUAUCAUAAAACUCGAAUGGAUUGAUGAACGAUUAAAACUUCGUGAACUAUUCGAUCAUCUCACUCUUCCCGCCGAAUUUUCAGCCUGGCAUCCCUCUUUGAUUUAUUCGCCAACACCAACUUCGAAAUAUAGUUCGCUGAAUCCGACUGUCGGACAACUCGCCACUUUUAUCACCAUUAAAACAUCUUUGGAUUGUACGGCGACAGCGUGGAAAUAUCCUUUUGAGAGUUUUAGUUGUCCGAUUAGUAUUUCGUCGGAAGGAGGUGAGGGAUUGGGAAAGGAAAAUGGGGAUAGACAGCAAAAAAAAGUUCAAAGUUCUUCUUUUGUUUCGUUGAUCGUUUAAUCGUAGGGAAAAAAAAUCUACAGGAGUUCUGGUAACUUUUCACAAAUUGGAACAAUGUUCCCCGAUCAUCAGAAGGUUCUGUACCAAUUCUAAAGCCAAUUUUCUGUUAAUUUUUGGGGAAAAAAAGCAAAUUCCAAUAGAAAAUUGCCCCUCGGGUCAGACGAGAGACGACAGGGGUCUGAUGACGUCAUCUAAGACAGAGAACGACAUCGCUUCGAGAUAUUUUUGAGAAAAUGUGUGUCCCUUUGAAAAAACACCGUAUUUUGUUUCAAGGAACACAUGUUUUAUUGAAAAUAUCUCGAAGCGAAAUUAAUUUUCAGGAUAUUUUUGCAAAAUACUCACGUAUUUUUUUGGCCCUCGGUUCGCGGUUGGUAUACUGUAUUGACUUGUGCAAACACGGUGACGCACAAAUACACAAAAAUGUCUCGCGUCUCUCCAUUUUGCGCGCUAUUUUUCGAAAUUGGUCUCGCCACGAACCCCGAAACGCUAAAACGGCACCCGUCCGCUCCACUAAAGCUUAUUUCCAUGCAGUUUUUCACGGCGAUAAAGAUGGUGUACUCAGAUUUUGAUUUGGUGCAGCCGUUCUUGAGAUUUUGGUGGAAAAUUAAAGCAUGUCCCUUUAAACAGCGAACCGAGAUUUUUUGUUCAGCAACAAAAUAUGUGUACUCUCGUCGUCUCGCGUCUGACUCAACGGGCGCCUUGUAUGGUCGUGAAAUUUGAUUUUUUCAGAUGAAGCAUUGAUAAUAACUCGAGUAGUUGAUCUCCGCGAUCCAACCCAAAAACUUCUCGCCUCAAUCUCAAUCUCCGAUUAUCCCUUAUGCCUCAUCGAACUUUGUUUCAAAGCCGAAUGGCCACGUGCAGUUCUCUCUUCCUUUCUCCCAUCAAUCCUUAUAAUUUCAUCAGUUUUUCUCGCUCAAUGGAAACGUCGAAAAAUUCAAAUUCUCGUUUCAUUAGCCGCAAUGAUUGGUAUAUUAAUUAUGUUGUGUUCAACUCGACCGUAUACUGCAGCUACACUUAUGGAUCUCUGGUUAUGCGCUACUUUUAUACAUUCUAUUUUUCUAGUAUUGAUUGAUUUGACAUUGCCGGCUAGAAGAGUUCGUUAUACUUUGAUGGUUCAUGUUGAUGAAACAACUCAACAAGCGAAACCUUAUAAAAUUAUGACUAGAUGUGAGUUUAGAGCACUGGAUUUGUGCAAAAAAAUGAUUUUAAAAAAAUUAAAGGCGGUCAGACAGCUAUUCCGGUUGACGGAGACCACCCACGAAGCCUCUGACUUUAACCGGGCUAAACUUGAACCAAACAAAAGAUGAAAUAUUGUGAAAAUAUGACCCUUCAAAUCUUCCUGUGCAAAAGUGCGUCGCGGUGUUUGCACACACACAAAUCCGCUGGAGGCAAUUUGAAAUUUUGAAGAUUUUCUCAGCUCGUAUUAACUUUCAUGAUUUCGGAAUUUUUUCACUGGUUCGUUACAUAAUAAACAAUUUUUGAAACUAAGCUUUGAGGAAAACCGGAAUAAUUGUCUAACUGCCUUUAAAAAAACUUUUUUUUUUUUGAAAGUUAGGGAAACUUUCGGCAUCAGUUCAAUUUUCCAGCUGAAAUCGAAAACCCGGGUCCAUUCCGCUACGUAAACCACGUCAUCGACUAUCUAACAAAACGCGAAAUGACACCAAAAACCACAAUAGUAACCGCUUCACCCGGCGCAACACCAAUUCAGCGACAAAUAACAACAGCAAUGCUCGGAAAUCGUAAACGUGUCGCCUUGUCAAUCAUCGCUAUUUCCUAUUUUUGUUUUCUACUUUUCUAUGCAAUUAUUGUUUUAGUUAUUGAUUGA
Caenorhabditis angaria is the source of this 2685-nucleotide messenger RNA. Lineage: Eukaryota; Metazoa; Nematoda; Chromadorea; Rhabditida; Rhabditidae. The record is from the annotation of a GenBank genome assembly.